This is a messenger RNA of Pygoscelis adeliae (Adelie penguin), 943 nucleotides long. RefSeq names its product retinol dehydrogenase 16-like. The annotation marks the transcript as partial. The record is from RefSeq and is a predicted model, not a curated record. The transcript is spliced from 4 exons. Gene Ontology annotation, molecular function: oxidoreductase activity. NCBI's taxonomy places the organism in Eukaryota, Metazoa, Chordata, Aves, Sphenisciformes, Spheniscidae.
CUGCGGGCAGCCACCUCACCGCGGCUGCAGACCGUCCUCCUGGACGUCACCUCCAGCCAGAGCAUCGCUGCCGCCACCGCCUGGGUCCGGGAGUGUGUGGGCGACCAAGGUCUCUGGGGGCUGGUGAACAACGCGGGGACCGCCAUCCCCACCGCCCCUAACGAGUGGCUGACCAAGGAUGACUUCGUCAAGGUGCUGGAUGUCAACCUGGUCGGCCUCAUCGAGGUGACGCUGAGCCUCCUACCCCUGGUGCGGCAGGCACGGGGCCGGGUGGUCAACGUGGCCAGCGUGAUGGGCCGGCUUGCCUUUUUUGGCGGGGGUUACUGCAUCUCCAAGUUUGGUGUGGAGGCCUUCUCUGACAGUCUCCGACUUGAGAUGUGCAACUUCGGGGUGAAGGUCAGUGUGAUCGAGCCAGGCUACUUCAAGACAAUGAUCACCAACGCUGAGAACAUGGAGAAGCAUUUACUUUCCAUCUGGGAGAAGCUCCUGGAGGAAACCAAAGCAAGUUACGGGGAGAAUUACUUGAGGGAGUGUUUGGUAGCACUCAGGAAGAUGCAGGAGAGAUGCAACUCCAACCUGACGCUGGUCACGGACUGCAUGGAGCAUGCAUUGACCAGCCGUUUCCCACGCACCCGCUACUCUGUGGGGUGGGAUGCCAAGCUGCUCUACAUCCCCCUCAGCUACUUGCCAUCAGCCCUCACAGAUUUCAUACUCACCUGGUCCUACCCCAAACCUGCCCAGAAAGCCUAAGGCAGGGACACGGCACAGGCAGCCAACGGGCAGCAGUAGCCAGGGCCCGGCAGUACAGGGUGGGAUCCAGCAUCGCCCACAGCUGAGGCCGUGCCAAUAGGUUCCUGAAUUUCUAACUCAAUGUAUGUCUCACAACUCGCUGUCCUCUGCUAGCAGUCUGGUUUGCUUCUGAAUAAAGACAACUCCUCCUCCC